GCUCGGCCGUCUCUGGCUCGCGAACACACAACAAACAGCACUUCUCUCCGCCCACAGUCUGUAUUUCAUUCGCCGUACACACGUCUGGAUGAACGAAGAUUGAAAUAAAGCGAAUUAAAAAUGUGUAUGUAGCGAUGUAUUUGAUUGCAUUACACGUCUGAAUCUCUGCAAAAGGAAUUGUUUUAUGCACAAACCCGCGCGUGGGACUGUAACGUUAAUCAAGGAGAGAGAAAGAGGAGUGCACAGCUAACUCUGCUAGCCGCUUUAUUCAUGUGUUAUUUUUCACAUCGGAGAGGCGGGGAAUCCAAAGCCUAGCCAUCGAAAAAGCGAGACUUUUGGAUGCAUUCAAUUAACACCACCGUUUCACACCACAGCCGUCUUAACUCAGGCUUCCUGCUUUCCGGAGACAACAGCAAGAAGCCGUCGAGGAAAUACAUGGAUUAUCUGGUUGUUCUUCAGUUGAUGGAUCAUAAAAUGGAAGGGGCCCCUAACUUAAACCUCUUGAGGUGUUUUAGGACGUUAUGCUGUAAAGGACCUCCCACUCCCAGACCAGAGUAUGACGUGGUUUGCAUAGGUCUGACAGGCUCCGGGAAGACCAGUCUGCUCUCCAGACUUUGCAGUGAGGCAGCGGACAACAUCGUUCCUACCACAGGUUUUAGCAUUAAAGCCGUGCCGUUCCAGAACGCCAUUUUAAACGUCAAGGAACUCGGAGGAGCGGACUCAAUUAAGAAGUACUGGAGCCGGUAUUACCAGGGUUCCCAGGGGGUGGUUUUCGUGUUGGACAGCGCUUCGUCCGAGGAGGACAUGGAGGCAGCACGUACAGAGCUCCACUCGGCCCUGCAGCAUCCUCAGCUCUGCACGCUUCCAUUCCUCAUCCUAGCCAACCACCAGGACAAACCCGCCGCCCGCUCCGUACAAGAGAUAAAGAAAUUCUUUGAGCUGGAACCGCUGGCACGAGGCAAGAGCUGGAUUCUGGAGGGCAGCAUGGUGGAGAACAUGGACGCGGUGAAGGAGAGUUUCGCUCAGCUUAUUCAUCUGCUGGAGGAGAAGGACCAGGAGACAGGCAGGAUAUGAUCCAGGGAAAACAUCCCAUCAUCCCUCAGACGCUACCGAUCGCCAAACGCACCACCGGCCAGUACAGCCCAGUUCAGAACGGCUGUUGUGUAAACUACAUUGUUACUCUAACUCUGUUACAGUGGUGUAACAAAUUGAGCCAUGAAAAAACGUCGAGUCUUAUCUGUAAGGCAUGCAUAUCUGCAGAGAAUGAAGGAACCUCAGCUCAGAAGUCUGAGACCUUCUCAUAGACCACACGUAUUAACUGAGAACAAGAAAUCGACUUUGUCAGUAAAUAGGGUCAUCUGUCCUUUUUAGAUACAGAUCUAAUCGCACAUCGCUACUAAAUAGAUACGUAGGGCAACUGGAAGUCAUGUUUUCGUAGUCCGUAGAUUGUUUUUCUUAGGAUGUGUGUGCGUGACUGUUUGAAUGUGUGUUUGCAAGAAAGAGAUGUCAGUACUUUAAAGCCUUAAGAUGUGUGUGCUCAUGUAUUUUUUGAGACGUUUCAAUGUUUUCUCACAAAUGUCCUUAGAUUUAAUUCAAGUAGGCAUUUUUAAUUAUUUGAGGCUGUGAAGUUAAGAGUUCGGAAAUGGACUGAUUUCUGAAAUCAUAAAAAAUAGAAAAUCGUCUGCUGUCAUGUCAACUCAAAACUGAAUGGAGCUGCACUCGAUGUACCAUCAAGCUAUUCAAAACCUAGUGAGCUGCCUACUUGGGCGGCAUUUUAAGGCAUCGUAGGUGGCAUCCGACACGCAGGAUGUCCCAUAGGGUGUUCUACAGUUGUAACUGACCUUCUUUUGAACAAAUUCCAAAGCAGAGAGUGCAAUCCCAUAGUGCACUGCAAUGAGCGCAGUCAAAACGUAAUGAGCAAUGUCAGUUAUACAUCAAAUUCAUUCAGUACAGAAUAUGUCUUAGUCAAUAAUCAUUAAUAAUCAAGCUUAUGUACAUAAUUGUUUAUCCAAAAUGAUGUGCAUUGUAUAGUUAUAGCUUUUCAAAGCACCGCACCUUUUUGGUGUCGUCUGUAUCGCAGUGAAUUGCGAAUCGGGUCUGCUGUGUUCAGCACUAUUUGUACGACACAAAUUUGCUGCCCAUGUAGAGCGUUCCAAAUCGGUCACUUUUACGAGGUUCCUUUUCAGUUAGGAUUCUGCCGAACAAGGCAGCUGCGUACGUAUGGGACGGGCAGAGAAGUCACUCACAAAAUCUUGGAACAGACCUAAUUGUCGUGGUAUUUUAAAGCAGAACAUAUCGCAGAUAUUUGGAUGAUAAUGAUUGACAAGCCAUGCAAAAUAUAAUACAGAUUUGUAACCACAACCAGUGCCCCUUGAGAUGAACUAAUGUCAAAGCUUUGAUUAUGUAUCAGUGCGCUUGUGUCUAUAAAGCAUUAUUUCAUGUUUUUGGGGUUCUCUCGGACCUGAAUGUAAAACACACUAUUAGUGUUAAACUGGAGGUCCUACACCUUAAUAUCAAUGACAUGCAAAGACAGAAAGUUAAUGCAAGAGCCUAGUCUGGGUGUUAACCAAAUUAUAUACGUGCCACAGACACAAAGCGAGCGUAUCAUUUACAAAAAUACAGAUAACCGGUAACACUUUACAAUAAGGUGCUAUUAGUUAACAUUAGUAAAUGCAUUAGCUAACAUUAUCUAACAAUGAACAAUUUCGUUUUGCAGCAUUUAUUAAUCCUUGUUAAUGUUAGUUCAUGUCAAUACAGCUAUUCAUGUUAGUUCAUGGUGCAUUAACUAAUGUUAACAGUGACAACGUUUGAUUUUAAUAAUGUAUUUAUAAAUGCUGAAAUUAACAUGUAGUAAUAUUAAUAAAUGCUGUAGAAGUAUUGUUCGUUGUUAGUUCAUGUUAGCUAAUGCAUUAAAUAAUUGUUAACAAAUAGCACCUUAUUGUAAAGUGUUACCAGAUAACCUUGAUAGCACGAUCGUAGAUGGGCAACAUCUUCUGUUAUAUUUAUAUCUAGAAAGAUUUUAUACCCUCCAAACCGAUUCCGCUGCCUUUUUGUAAUUCAGAUAUUUGUACAUUUGUUACAGAUUAGUCGUGUUUUUUGAGAUGUUUAUGUGCCUGUCUUUAUACGGGGAGACGAGUCUACUUUAGCUGGCAGUUUACAGUGGUGGUAUGAAGUCAUUCACACGUUUGACAGUGUUCGUAUGUAUUUAUGCGUAAUUUCCACUGAGCAACAUAGAAAAUAAAGGCUGAAGAAGGAGGCGUGUGUUGUGAUUUAUAUGUCGGGUGAUAUUAUGUUUCACUUUGUUGACUAAUGAAUAAUGCAUCAUUUUGGCAGUUAGUUCACCCAAAAAUAUGAAUUCUGACUCUCGUGUCAUUCCUAAUCUGUAUGUGACUCUUUCUUCUGUGGAACACAAAAGAAGAUAUUUUGAGAAAUGCUUUACUGGUUUUGUGUUCGUAUAAUGGAAGUCACUGGGGGUCAGUGUUGUUUGGUUAUCAAUGUUCUUCAAAAUAUCUAAUUUUGUGUUCUUCAGAGGACAGAGUGAUAUAGGUUUGGAUUGACAAGAGAGUGAAUAAAUAAUGAAAGAAUUUUUAUUUUGGGGUAAACUAUCGCUUUAAAUGCAAGGUCUUGAACUGUUAUGUUCAUGUGUGAUGUGUACUUCCAUUAGUGCGAUGCUUUCUAUUUUAAAGGUUAACACCGUUUGUCACUUUGACGUUAAAAUUAGACUCAUUUUAAAGCCCUUAAACUUCUCAUUACCGUAACCAUUUAAAAGUGUCAAUCCUAUAGCAUCUUUUGCUAGAGAAGAGCGAAGCCAUGAUGCCCAAGCAGGUUUUUAUUAAUCAUACAUAAUGAGACAUUAAUGUAUUUUGUUUUAAUAAAAAAAUACAUGUAACAUUUUUUUAAAUGUAGAAAACUACAUGUAUCGGUAAAAGUUGUGUACACAGUGUGACAAGAGAAUAUUAAGCUUUUAACUAGAAAAAUAUAAAGUAAUCUGUUAACCUGUUAGCCAUUUGAAAAGUACUGCCGUAUGCGUUUCUUCACAUAAAAUCCAACGUAAUAUAAAUAUCUUUGUGUUUGUUAAAACAGUAUUUAAUAUCAUUAUUUAUUCAUUUUUCUUAUACAUGAAAAUUCUGUUAAUGUUAUUGUUUGUGAGAACAUCUAGAAGAACAUCCAAUUGCUUUUUCAGAAUAUUUUAAUCAGACACAUCAGGAUGCAUUACGGUAAUGAGAAUUUCAUCAGAAAAAGCAAUAAAAUACAUAAAUAUUAACUCAUUCCUAUGUUGCUUUGUGCAAGGUAGAGAACACAAUUAUGUUUAUUAUGAUCAUUUGUUUUUUACCUUUUUUAAAUUCAAAUCUUUACUGCCAUGAUGUUUUAGUGGUUUCGUGAGGAUGACCCAAUUACUGUAUAGUUUUAUAUAUUUUAUAUUUUACUCUCAUGUCAUUCCAAGCCUGAAUUAGUUUCUCCCACAAAACAAAAAAAUAAAAGUUCAAAGAAUUCUCUGGCCAUUCUUUCUUACAUAAUGAAACCUAAUGGGAACUAGCAUUCUUUUUGUUUUCCAGUAAUAAAAGAAAGUCAUUCACAUUUAAAAUGACACAAGGGUGCGUAAUCGCCAAAUGUUCAUUUUUGGUAGAACAAUUCCUCAAUUUGAAUAACCCUCAAUUUUUUUCUCAUUUUGCUCAUCGAGAUGACUUUGAGUUCUCUUGACUAAGGCAAUAAGAAUGCAGCGUCUCUUUAAGUCAUUCCCACAACCGUGAUUAGUCAUCGUGUUUCCCUUUCUAUGGAUUAGUCAUCUACAGCGAGGCUAUUCCCAACCAGCUGUCCUUUUAGUCCACAAACCCAUUAGAUGGAAGCGGUUUCUUGUCAUUGGCUUAGAAAAAUUCCCAUAAACCAGAAUUUGAUCCAUUUAUCCUUUUUAACAAAACCCAGAUCCAUUAGUAAAUCAUUUUGAACACUUUCACUUAUAAAGAGUUUAAACAAGAACACCGUGUGUGCAAACGUCAAAAAGCCGCAGAUUGCCGCGAGACUGCUCACACAUACCAGCUUCGGUACAAAACAGAACAUUGUGUUCUGGUGUUAGUCGGUUAAAAAUCUCUAAAUACUAAAUAAAAAGUUUUAGUGAUUUCUCAUCUGGGGACACAAAACAAAUAAUUUCUGACAUUUGAUCUGCCUAGCAAAACUUGUUUUGGCAAUAUAAAAUGGAAAAAAGAAACCACAUGAAAUAGAAUCGCUGAAAAACCCAUCUUUGGUAUUGUGUUGUGUCUAGGGAAGAGACAUUAUCUAAAAUAACCUGAGACCCAAAAUUGCUCCCUCACUUGCUAUACCGGCUGAAUAUUUGUAUGCAGACAGGUGAACGCUUGGGAUUUAUCUAAAGACUUUAACCAUGUCUGAAAAGUUCACAAAGACGUCUGCAAGACAGAAACUUUCAGCCUUGUCCUUUAUCCAGCGCUGGUGUGGCAGCAUUUUUAAUCUUCUUUGAAAAGUUUUCAAUCUAUACACCUGUUCAGUGGUAGAAGACUUCCAAGGGUUUUUUUUAAGCAGGCUUUAUUGCUUUCUUUAGCUGCUCCUAAUGCCGUGGGGGCAAAUAAACUGAUCACAGUAAAAAAUCUUUACAAUAUUCUUGUAACAAAGGAACUUGUGUAUAAAUGUGUAUACUGAAUAAGAUGUUGAUUGAUCAAAACAUGUUGAUUUUGUACAAACCGUAUUUGGCAUGGCCAGCGACGUGAAAAAGUUGAGAAAAAUGAAACUCUGGGUAAUGCUCGUCUUGCCAGAAGUCGCCAGCUCUCUAUUGAAAUGAAUGGGAUUGUGACGCUUUGUCGCUGUGUUGCUUGUAUUAUGAACGGGGACGUUAGACAUCUGUUGUAGUUAGAGUUGUUUUUGAUGAAUAUUUGAUUGGAAGCAAUGCUGCUUAGACUAAAAGUGCAUUCAACACAAACUGCACAGAUAGUUGACUGAUGUUUGGCCCCCCUUAAAGGGAUAGUUCACCCAAAAAUGAAAAUUCUGCCAUCAUUUACUUACCUUCAGGUUGUUCCAAACCUGUAUAAAUGUCUUUGUUCUGUUGAACUC
Messenger RNA from Triplophysa rosa, 6060 nucleotides. It is a transcript of the gene arl15b, whose product is annotated as ADP-ribosylation factor-like 15b. Bases 340 to 1074 code for a protein of 244 amino acids. NCBI's taxonomy places the organism in Eukaryota, Metazoa, Chordata, Actinopteri, Cypriniformes, Nemacheilidae. Gene Ontology annotation, molecular function: GTPase activity; GTP binding. The transcript is spliced from 6 exons. The record is from RefSeq and is a predicted model, not a curated record.